Molecule: messenger RNA, 672 nt
Organism: Penicillium cosmopolitanum
Lineage: Eukaryota; Fungi; Ascomycota; Eurotiomycetes; Eurotiales; Aspergillaceae
Exons: 2
Coding region: 1-672 (223 amino acids)
Source: RefSeq, a predicted model, not a curated record
AUGCGCUGUCCUAGUGGAUACGACAAAGUCCUAAACGAAGCCAAGGGGAGCAAAGUAUGGGGAACGUGUGUAUCAAGCGUAGAUCCCGAUCAGGGGCUCACAUAUGCAUACUAUUUGAGGGAGGACGAUAAAUGGAUUGUCACCACCAACGCAAGCAUCGCCACCACAAGCACCAGAUACAAGCAUCCAGCGUAUCGCACUGUCAUCGGAUUUACUAGAGUACCUGGCUUUAAUACUGCACCGGUAUCCAGUACUUCUCUCCCUGGCGCCGAUUUUGGAUCGGGCCUGAAAACGAGCGCAAAAGCGGGUAUUGAGGUUGGUGUCAGCCUGGGGGUCACUGUGCUUCUUGCAUUAUUUGGGUUUGUGUAUUUUCUUGGGAGGAAAAAGCGGAAAGGCUCUUCUGAACAGACAGUUGCUGAAGACUCUGGUAAAUCUACGGAAUGGCAUGCGUCAGAACCCUGCGAGCUGGAUGGGAAGGAUGAUCGGCCUCCGACUCGGCAGGAAUUGCAGUCUAAGAGUGAUACGCCGGAGUUAGAAGGCAAUCAAGGUGGUUUGACACAAGAGUUGGAAGGGGUGAAUGAUUGGCCACCAAUUGAGUUUGAGGCUACAAAUCCGGCCGACAAAGGCAUGGAGAGGACCACGGGAGGCAUCAAUAGUACAACUUCCGAAUAA